AUGACUAAACAUAUUAGAAGUGCUCUAGAUAAAGGAUUGUUUGGUUGUGAGAUUUUUAUAGACCUUCAAAAAGCCUUUGAUAUUGUUGAUAUUAAAAUAUUAUUAAAAAAACUUGCUUACUAUGGUAUAAGAGGAGUUUCAAAUUCCUGGUUUGAAUCUUUCAUUACAAAUAGAAAACAGUUUGUGUCUAUUAAUGGAUCAAAACCUAAUAUUUGUGAUGUCAAUGUUGGUGUGCCUCAAGAAUGGUUUACUCCAUUAACACAUAAUAAUACCCAAUCUACUAAGAUGUCUCAAAGAGGUGGAUUGUGUGUUCAAGCUUUUGAUACAAAAUUUUAUGGUAGACAUUCCUUUAAAAACUCUGCAAUUAGUGACUGA
Molecule: messenger RNA, 375 nt
Organism: Hydra vulgaris (swiftwater hydra)
Lineage: Eukaryota; Metazoa; Cnidaria; Hydrozoa; Anthoathecata; Hydridae
Source: RefSeq, a predicted model, not a curated record